Molecule: messenger RNA, 687 nt
Organism: Meloidogyne enterolobii
Lineage: Eukaryota; Metazoa; Nematoda; Chromadorea; Rhabditida; Meloidogynidae
Source: the annotation of a GenBank genome assembly
AUGAUUUCUGUACACUUCAAUUUUCUUAAAUAUUUAUAUCCAACAUUAUGUUUUUCAACUUUAAUUUUAUUUACUUUACAACACAAUUCUGAUAAUUUAAAAUCAGAAUUUAAAAAAGGAAAACAACUCAAAAUACUUGUAUAUUCACCCUCUUUAAGCUGGAGUCAUGGCCAAUUUUUGGGAAGGAUUGCGGAUACUUUAGUUGAUGCUGGCCAUGAAGUGCAUUUCCUCAAAUACAUUAUGAGCCCAGAUUUACAACUUAAAAAUGAAACGAGGAAGGUAAAAAGGAUACAUCAAAUUAAACCUAGUUUGGCAAACGCGAAAAAAGUGGACGUUAAAAAUAUGCAUCUAGUCGCAGAUUCCUUCUCUCAAAGGCGGCCAUUUUUGACCUUUUUUGAUCAUCCAAUUAUUGAGUUCGAUCCAAUCAUGGCUACUGUAUGUAAAGAUACACUUAAAGAACAUGAGUUGAUACAAAAAUUGACUAAUGAACAUUUUGAUGUGGGGAUAGCAGAAAUGUAUGAUUAUUGUCCUGCAGCUCUUUUCCAUAAACUUAAAGUUCGAACAAAAAUAAAAGUUGCCGCUAUUCAUUUAAUUCAAAUGAUUAGCCGAAAGUUCGAUAUCCCAAGCUUUGCCAGCUUCAUGCCAAGUAAAGUUUUAUUAAUUUAUUUAUCUUUUUUAUUAUUAUGA